This is a messenger RNA of Microplitis demolitor, 809 nucleotides long. RefSeq names its product NPC intracellular cholesterol transporter 2 homolog a. Gene Ontology annotation, molecular function: sterol binding. The transcript is spliced from 4 exons. Gene Ontology annotation, biological process: intracellular cholesterol transport. The coding region runs from base 49 to 495 and encodes 148 amino acids. The record is from RefSeq and is a predicted model, not a curated record. Lineage: Eukaryota; Metazoa; Arthropoda; Insecta; Hymenoptera; Braconidae.
ACUCGGUUGGAGUUAAUUCAAUAUACGAAGAAACUCUGAGCUGACAAGAUGUAUCGUAUUAUCCUGGGUCUUGUUUUGUGCCUGUCGGUGUCCACUUACGCUGUUAUUCAGGACUGUGGCUCAAAAGUUGGAAAAUAUAAUAAUGUAACUGUUAGCGAUUGUGAACCUGAUGCGGCUACUUGUAUAUUAAAACGUGGUACAGAUGCAUCAAUAACUAUCUCCUUCGACGUUGACAAGGACAUAAGUGCAGUUAAAGCUGUUGUUCAUGGAGUUAUUGGCGGUGCUCCAUUACCGUUUCCAUUCUCUCAUCCAGACGGUUGUCAAACAUCAGGACUCACAUGCCCACUGACUAAAGCUAGUGGUCCAUAUACAUAUACAACAACUUUACAUGUUGAAAAACUUUAUCCCAAGCUCAAGGUUGGCGUGAAAUGGGAACUCAAAGAUGAAAACGAUGAUAAUAUUGUCUGCGCUAUGAUUCCUUCUGAAAUAAAAUAAACAUAAGUAUGACAACCAGGGAAAAAUUUAUCAACAAAUGGGCAUUUUUAAAACUUAAAUUUAAAUAUUAAUAACUUAAAAUAAUAAUUUUAAAAAAUUCAUAGCUACUGGAAAAUAUUUAUAUUUGUAAUUUUAAAAUUAAUUUUUCUUACAUUAUAAUAACAGCAUUAAACAAUUUAAAGUUUCCUAUAUUAAUUAAUUACAGAAAAAAAGUUCAGAUAUUAUAAUAAGAAAAUAAUAAUUAUGUAUUAAUAUACUUUGUUAAAUAAAUUAUCAUCUAUUAAUAAAUAAACUUCUUGGCAUUUUUAUCAUUA